Molecule: messenger RNA, 3723 nt
Organism: Porites lobata
Lineage: Eukaryota; Metazoa; Cnidaria; Anthozoa; Scleractinia; Poritidae
Source: the annotation of a GenBank genome assembly
GGUCUAGAUUCGCAUUUAUAGGUCUUCUUUUUCCCUGGGGAGGAGGUUGUACGCUGCGAACACGAGACGAGCUUCGACAAGCUUCAAAUCGUGAAUAACAAGUGUAGUCAUAAAACGAAAUUUCUUUGGUAAGUCUUAUUCUUUUUGUAGGGUACGUGAGAGUGAGCCUUAACAAGCAGUGUACAUAAUAUUUUAAUGCCCGAUAGCUCGUCAAUGUUGCUAAUAUGAUGGCGUGACCUGCAGCACAGCUCAAAGCUUAAGUACGGGUAAAUUGAAAUAAUCUCUUAAGCAUAUAGUUCCAUUUAGGUUCACCAGAAUAGGCAAAAUGAACUGGAACUUGAUGAACCCUAAUAAUUACAUGUACAGUGCAAUUAAAAUUCAGAGUCAAUCAUUCGGUUUUCGGCGUUGUGCUAAAUAACCCUCAUUACAUAACACUUGUUUCUAUAUCUCAAACCGCCCUUGGAUAUCUUGUGAUGCCUACACCAAGUAACUUCAUACAUACUGUUUAGGCGAGUGCGUUCGAUAUGUUUGUUGAGCCGGAAGGGUGGUUGCCAUGUAGAUAAAUAUGAUUAUGGCAUAUUUUGAACGCAAGGGUUGCGUACAGCGAAACCUCUAUUUAAACUGUGUAUCAUUGAGACCUGACAAUACUGAUUAGGGUUAUUAAAGCACUGAAUGUACUGAUUAGGGUUAAGCACUGACCAUACUGAUUAGGGUUAAGAGGGUUAAUGGUUAGCUUCUAUUUAGGGUUGGGGUUUUCGUUAUAGUACUUAAAUCAAACCAGUUUCCAGCAGUGGAUCCUCGGUGGGCUAGUGGUUAGGACAUGAGGAGACUGCGGACCCGGUACUCCGGGAUCGAAUCCUGCUCGUAUUUAUGGAAAUUCUUUUUUCCUUUAAAAUUGAAGAGACUUCCACUUUGAUAACAUUUGUUGAGCAGAAACUGAGUCUCUGAGUCAAGAAACUUAGAAAUUUCAUGUAAGUGUAAGUGAAAAGGGAGAGGGUGGUUUGCGAUAUGGAAACAAGCACUUACCCAUUACAUGGAAGGGACAGUGAGCUUUGCGUGACAGAGGAAGAGCCAUAACUGAAUUAUGGAGGGGUAGGGGCUGGGGUUACUUGAACUAUGUAAGUUUAGCGACACCCAGCAAGUAUAUAACACUUUCUAAAGCUACAUGCAAACAGACACAACAACUGCCAACAUUGGUGGGCCAACAAUGUUGGGAGUUGUUGGGUCUGUAGUCACCGUGGUGUGCAAACAGAUGCAACAACUCCCAACAAUUUGUGGACCUGCAGUGAAUCAAUUGUGGGAAGGAUACAACCCAAAAGACUUUGGAGGCCAUGUGUAAUGUGUAUGCAUGGCCCCAACAUUGUUGGAAGAUCUGUGCAAAUGGAUGCAACAUUGUUGCGCUAUGCUUCAGUGAUCAUGGAACAAAAGACAUGUUGGGAGUUGUCGCGCAACAACUUGCAACAGGGUGUGCAAACAGGUGCAACAUGUAACAUCCAACAAUGCUAGGAGUUGUUGGCCAACAAUGCUGCGUCCAUUUGCAUGGGGCUUAACUUUCAAAUAUUAAUAUUAGAAUGUACUGCUUAUGGGGAGCAGGGACAGAUGUAUAAAUACAUAGUUAAUUAAGUAUGUUUUUUUGUUUCAGAUAAAUAAAGAUGAAAUAAUUAUUGUUUUAUCUUCUCACAAGUUCUACCAUAUUUCAAGGAAAGGAAAAUAAAAGAUGCUUGGAGUCUCCAAUGUAAUUUCACCACAGUCACUGUCCAAUCUACUGGGAAAGCAAUGGUACAGAGUCAAGGCUGCACUGUGUAUUAUGUUGUUAAUGGCAGCAAUGCCACUCUGUUUUAUCUUCACUACUUGUGUCUGGUUGUUUGGUAGAAAGUCUGAACAGCAUGACUAUCUUGAAGCAUCUCUUAGACGAACUGUGUUAGUGUCAGGAUUAGCCCACACAAAGGGUUUACAUAUUGCCAAAACACUGGGAAAGGCUGGCCAUCGUGUAAUUUUGGCUGACUUAGAAGAAUUUGGUUGUUCUGCUGCACAAUGGUCUUGCUUCAUUUCAAAGUUCUACACAGUCCCAGAUUUAAAUUCCCUGGAUGGCAGUGAGGCUUAUAUCAAAGGAAUGAUUAAUGUUGCAAAGACAGAGAAGAUUGAUUGGUACAUCCCAGUAAGUCAUACAAAAACAGCCCUUUGUGACUCAAUAAUCAAACAGCGUCUUGCCGAGGUGAAUCCACGAAUCAAAUGUCUGACUUUUGAUGAUCCAAAAUUGACAGCCAUUCUUGAUGAUAAGCUUCUUUUUCUAGAAGAAUGCCACAACCUAAAUCUGAGGGUACCUUACUUUAAAAAAGUAUAUAACUUGGCGGAGGUUCGUGAGGUGGCAAAGAAAGGGCUGUUUCUGAACUCCAAAUCACAUUACUUUUUGAAACCUCUGAAGCCAUACUCUGAAGACAGAUUGAACUUCACCCCUAUACCAAGCGACUCUACUGAAUUUGAGAAGUUCUUAGCUAACUAUGAAUCAAAGCUUAAUCGUGACUGUCCAUAUCUGGUUCACCAGUUUGUAAAAGGAAAAGAAUUUGCUGCCAAUGCCAUUGUUUCCAAAGGAAGUCUUCAAGCUUUUCAAGUCUGUCCUUGUUCACCAAUGCAAAUUGAUUAUGAUGUUACCAAACACCCUGAGAUAAAGAAAUGGGUGGAAGGGUUUUGUAAAGCCAAGAAAAUCACUGGUUGUAUUUGCCUCGACUUCCUUGAAGAUGAUGACUCUGGCGAAGUUUAUUGCAUAGAGUGUAAUCCACGUCUUCACUCAUGUGUGGUUUCUUACCAGAUGAAGCCAAAUCUUGAAGCAGCCUUACGUGGAGCUAUGGAAGAUCAAUUCCAGUUACCAAUGCCAUCAGAGCCAUCAGCUUCAUCAAAACAUGUCUAUUGGUUGUACAAUGAAAUUGCCAAACUUGGCCUUUUUCAGCAGGGAAUAGGAGAAUUCAUUUACACCUUGAUGAAUGGCAGAGAUGCAGUAUUUGAUGCAAGUGAUCCAUGGCCUUUCUUCAUGCUAAAUCACUACCAAAUGCCUGUUAUGCUGUUAAAGGCAUUCAUGUCGGGAAAAAGAUGGACAAUUACCAACUACUGUCUAGGACAACUACGAUAAACAUUUCUCCCGUUUUUUGAUUUGUCCAAAAAUAUAGUUUUUAGAAUUGUGACAAGGAAAUUUUUAGAAUUAUGUUAUAGAAAUUGACAGUGUCAAUUUUGUCCCUGGCAGCCAGUGGCUGACUUAUGUGGGGGAGUCUUAGUUGAAAAUGGGACCAAGAAAAAACUCAGUUUUAGAGGAUCAAAGACCACGACUUGAUAUAUUUAUGAAUUGCCUGUUAGUUUAAUAUAAAUAGUGUUACAGUUUGCACUUGCUUGAUGACAGUAUACAAAUAAUGUUAACAGGAUAGCCGAAAAGGGUUAGGAUGUAGGCUGGCCUCCCAGGUAAUUAAGUAGCUAUUCAAUAAUGUUAUGGUAUUGUUAUAAUGUCUUACUUGUUGCUAGCCAACUGUCAAUAACAGCUCAGUAACAAAAUCAGCUUCAUACAAAAACUAAGGUAUUUUAAUGAAGAUGUAAAUGCUGCUGUUUAAAUGAGAUCAAGAAUGUAAAAAGGAUUUCAACUUUUUAAAUUUCUUUUCUCGUGCUUUAUUAAAGUUUAUGUUUGAUAUGCCUCCAAUGCCUCCAUAAAUCACUGAAUCAGAUGCAACUUUUAAUUCA